CGCGACAUCGACUACCUCCUCCUGAGACCCGGACGGUUCGCCGGACCGGGGUUCGAGCCGGGCGAGGACGUGAAGACGCUGCUGCACGAUCACGUGAAACUCUUGGUCGUCGGCGCGGGCGGGCUCGGGUGCGAGCUCCUGAAAGACCUCGGGCUGUCCGGGUUUAAGGACAUUCACGUCAUCGACAUGGACACGAUCGACGUCUCGAACUUGAACCGGCAGUUCUUGUUUCGCGAUCAGGACGUCGGGAAGAGCAAGGCCAUCUGCGCGGCGGAAGCGAUCGAGCGACGCAUCUCGGGGUGCAAGGUCACGCCGCAUCACUGCCGGAUCGAAGACAAGCCCGACGAGUGGUACCAACAGUUCCACGUCCUCGUCAUGGGCUUAGACUCCAUCGAGGCCAGGUCGUACCUCAACGCCGUCGCGUGCGGGUUCUUAGAGUUCGACGAGAACGACGAGGUGAUUCGCGAGACCAUCAAGCCGAUGGUCGACGGCGGCACCGAGGGUUUCAAAGGCCACGCGAGGGUCAUAUACCCCGGGAUCACGCCGUGCUUCGAGUGCACGCGGUGGUUGUUCCCACCCCAGAAGGGGUUCCCGCUGUGCACCAUCGCGGAGACGCCGCGGUGCGCCGCGCACUGCGUGGAGUACGCGCGGCUGAUUCAGUGGGGGAAGGAGCGGCCGAACGAAACCUUCGACGGGGACGUUCAAGAGCACGUCGCGUGGGUGUACGAGCGCGCGAAAAUUCGCGCGGAGGCGCACGAGAUCGAGGGCGUGACGUACCGUCACACUCUGGGCGUCGUCAAGAAUAUCAUUCCGGCCAUUCCGAGCACCAACGCGAUCGUCGCCGCGGCGUGCGCGUUAGAAGUGUUCAAGAUGGUGACGAUGGCGGUCAAGGGGAUGAACAACUUCAUGAUGUACAACGGCCGCGAGGGCGUGUACACGCACACGGUGGCGUACGAGAAGGACGACGAGUGCCCCGCGUGCUCUCCCGGCGUCCGCGUUGAGUUUUCGCGGGACGUCGCGUUGGGAGACGUCGUGGACGCGUGCGUGAAGAAGUUUCCGAACCAGUGCGAGAAGCCGAGCGUGUCGUCGGCGACGGCGGGGCAUCUGUACAUGCGCGGCGUGUUCGAGGAGGAGACGAGGGCGAACCUGGGGAAGAAGCUCGUCGAUUUAGUC
Messenger RNA from Micromonas pusilla CCMP1545, 1173 nucleotides. RefSeq lists its product as uncharacterized. Lineage: Eukaryota; Viridiplantae; Chlorophyta; Mamiellophyceae; Mamiellales; Mamiellaceae. Gene Ontology annotation, cellular component: nucleus; cytoplasm. Gene Ontology annotation, biological process: protein neddylation. Gene Ontology annotation, molecular function: NEDD8 activating enzyme activity. The annotation marks the transcript as partial. The record is from RefSeq and is a predicted model, not a curated record. The transcript is spliced from 3 exons.